CAAUUUCCAGCCAUCAACCGUCUUGAUCGCCACCGUGGCAUCGGGCAUUUGCGACAUUCAAUACAGACUGAAAGCACAGCGUGCGAGCCAGGAUUUUGAGGAUUGCCCAGCGACAGGUGGCGAGGUUGGCAGAAGACUCUCGUUAAGGCUUAUUGUGUUUGGAGUUUUCGCUCGAGCGAUCUCGAACCUGAGCAACGAUGAGGAGUGGAAUUGCUCACGGAAGGCGGUUUUUCCGGUCGACACUGCAGCCGAUCGCGGAGAACUUGGAGUACAACCCCGUCUCAAUCGCUGCCAGGUAUCGCAGCAACUAUCUUGGAUCUGUCAGUCUGCCAACCCAGACAAAGGCGGCCAGCUACAGUGUGAGCUCUUCGGAUGAGCCCACACGGGAGGGCAGCACGCCAGAUGCGGUGCCAGGGCAGGCACUGGAUCCCAACCGCGUGCCUCCAAAGGGCUCCCUGGACCGACAGGGAAGUGGUAAUGUGUCCAAGGGGCACGAUUCUCCAACUAGGGAAGAGCUGGAGCAAUCAGGCUCAGCAGACAGCAGCUCAGCAGACAGCAGCGAGGACAAGUCAAGCUCUGCAACCCCCGCCGGGGGCCCCUCAGGCAGGCUGGGGGAUCCGCAUGUGACCGACAGCGAGGGCAUGUCUCACAAUGCGCGCCCGGGGGAGUUUGCUCCAAAUGACCCAAAGGCACCUAAGGACAACACCCCUGAGAAUGCGCGCAAGGCGUCUUGAGCUGCAGACUCCUGUGUCCUGUGUUUUGGCAGAGCGUGGGCCUAGUACUUUCUUGCACAGGUCAUCCGAUG
Messenger RNA from Coccomyxa subellipsoidea C-169, 805 nucleotides. RefSeq lists its product as hypothetical. The transcript is spliced from 4 exons. The record is from RefSeq and is a predicted model, not a curated record. Lineage: Eukaryota; Viridiplantae; Chlorophyta; Trebouxiophyceae; Coccomyxaceae. Bases 198 to 734 code for a protein of 178 amino acids.